This is a messenger RNA of Kogia breviceps (pygmy sperm whale), 868 nucleotides long. RefSeq names its product chymotrypsinogen B-like. Lineage: Eukaryota; Metazoa; Chordata; Mammalia; Artiodactyla; Physeteridae. Gene Ontology annotation, molecular function: serine-type endopeptidase activity. Gene Ontology annotation, biological process: proteolysis. The record is from RefSeq and is a predicted model, not a curated record.
GCCGAGUCACACACCAUGGCCCUUCUCCGGGUCGUCCUUGGCUUCUUCCUCUUUGGCAGCAGCUUCGGCUGCGGGGUCCCCGCCAUCGACCCUGUGCUGAGCGGCCUGUCCAGGAUCGUCAACGGGGAGGACGCUGUCCCCGGCUCCUGGCCCUGGCAGGUGUCCCUGCAGACCAGCUCCGGCUUCCACUUCUGCGGGGGCUCCCUCAUCAGUGAGGACUGGGUGGUCACCGCCGCCCACUGCGGGGUCAGGAAGAGUCACCUCGUGGUGGCCGGGGUAUUUGAUCACGGCUCCGAGGAGGAGGCUGUCCAGGUGCUGAGGAUCGCUGAGGUCUUUGAACACCCCCUGUGGGACCAGCGCACGGUCCGUAACGACAUCGCCCUGCUGAAGCUGGCCACGCCCGCGAGCCUCUCCGGGACCGUGUCCGCCGUGUGCCUGCCCAGCGCCAACGCCAGCUUCCCUGCGGGCUCCCUGUGCGCCACCACGGGCUGGGGCAAGACCCGGUACAACGCUCUCAAGACCCCCGACAAGCUGCAGCAGGCGACCCUGCCCGUCUUGUCCAACGCCGACUGCAAAGAGUACUGGGGCAGCAAGAUCACCGACGUGAUGAUCUGUGCGGGCGCCAGCGGCAUCUCCUCCUGCAUGGGCGACUCUGGUGGCCCCCUGGUCUGCCAGAAGGAUGGGGCCUGGACCCUGGUGGGCAUCGUGUCCUGGGGCAGCGGCCGGUGUGGCCCGUUCUCACCAGGCGUGUACACCCGGGUCACCAAGUUUAUUCCCUGGGUUCUCGAAGUUCUGGAGGCCAACUGAGCCUCUGCCCUGCCCCAGCCCCCAAGUGUGGAAAACCCAAAUAAAACUGCUUGCAUCUUCA